Molecule: messenger RNA, 1810 nt
Organism: Ectocarpus sp. CCAP 1310/34
Lineage: Eukaryota; Phaeophyceae; Ectocarpales; Ectocarpaceae
Source: the annotation of a GenBank genome assembly
UUUCUCGAUCUAGACUUGGAAAAGCGACGGCUUUAUGGACCGCGAAACCAAGGAAACUCGUGGAGCUCCCAAGCGCAGGCGAUACGACUAUAGGUUCAAAGCCAGUGCUGUCAACCAGCUGCGCAUCCUCGAGGACAACGCCUCGGACCUCUGGAAGGAGGAGGAGCGCACGCCGCUUCAGUACUUAGAGGAUCGUCUCAAAAGAAAGAGGCUUUACAAGAUGUUCGUGGAGCGGCGUAAGAGGAAGCUGAAGGUAUCGACCCUGUGGCUGACGAUCACGUUCCGGAAGCUCGUGCGAGAGAUGUAUCCCGGGGACCAACGGGCGGCGGCGUUCCGCGCAUCCUUCAGGUGGGCACGAAAAUGGGCCAAGAGGCACAACCUGUCCAAAAGACGUCGGACCAACCUCAAGAACAAGUCUGUUCAGGAGCGUCUACCAAAGAUCCAGCGCUUCCACCGACUGUUUCGCAAGCUCCUGCAGGAGCCGGUACGGUACAGGGCACCCGAUGAGUCGGACGUAUCGGCGAUUACGACGGUCGCAGAGAGGGAGUACAGAGUUCCCAAGUAUGGCCAAUUCCAGCUCUGGGAGCGUUGGAAUGUGAAUCAAGUGCCUUUGUCAUUCGUAAACGGGCUGCUCGAUACGUGGGAGGAGCGAGGUGCGAAGCGUGUCGCCAUCUCACAGCCCUUUCCUGGCCUAGAGAAAAGGCANCGGAUCUCGCCGGUGGAGAAGGCCGCGUACCACAAGGACGUGGACGUGUCUUUCCAGGAGAAUGCUUGGGCCGACCAAAAGUUCUGUAUGGAGUGGGCUAAGAGGACCUUGAGAAUUUCGGUGAUUUUCCGAGGCACGGGGAAGCGGAUCUCGCCGGCGGAGAAGGCCGCGUACCACAAGGACGUGGACGUGUCUUUCCAGGAGAAUGCUUGGGCCGACCAAAAGUUCUGUAUGGAGUGGGCUAAGAGGUCCAUUCUUAUCAUGGACAACUUGCACGCGCAGACGACGGACGAGUUCAAGGAGUAUCUUGCGAAGGUGUGCAACACUUUCGCCUGGUAUGGCCCUCCGGAGUGCACGGACGAGGUGCAGCCAGUUGAUGCAGGAGCCGGACGAUUUAUCAAGGUGGAAGCUGGGAGGCAGAUGGACUUGUGGCUCAAGCAGUCGGACAACCUCGAGAGGUGGGAACCCGCGGCGCUGACAGCUUCUGAUCGGCAGGUACUGAUCACUCAGUGGAUUGGAGCGGCCAUGGCAAGACUCAACAGCCAACAGGCGUUCCGAUUCCGCCUUUUCGGAAAGUGCGGGAUGGCCAUGACUGUGGACGGCUCAGGCGAUGAUCGAAUCACCUUGAAGGGUUUGGACAAGCCGUACACCUUCGCAAUCGAUGAAGACUGUAGCGAGGACGAAGAAGGCACGUCUCAAACCCAGACCGACGAGCUAGCUCUUCUCGAUGACGACGACAGCAUGGACCCACAAGACCCGGAGGACGAGACACAAGAAAUGGAGAUCCCGACAGGCUUUCGCAUUCAAGAAGUUAAACCCGUUGCCCUUGACAGAUUGCUUUUGCGACGUGGAGUGCUCGUUAGGCUGGGGAUGGGGUGGUUUGGAGGGUUGAUCAUUCAGCAAUCUCAGCAGGACACUCGCCACCUGUACGACUACUGUGUGCAGCUGGAGCAAGACCAGAGUACGCGCAAGAUUAAGCUGCCCUUAGACAAAUACACCGGAGAUCUGGAUGCGGCGGUAGGCUCCUGGGUUUUGCUUGAGAGCGUUAGUAGAUCAGGGAGGGUACGCAGGACCAACGUCACCCUUAUGAACCAAGAUAGUUGA